AUGCAAUCGAACCUGAACAAACGAGCCAAGGCACCGAAAGCAUCUUUGCUAGGACCGGGCGAUGCCAUAGGCUGUGGAGACUCGUAUCUUGUUGCCGAUCUACUACCCACUGAAAUAGCAGACACUGCUUUUGAGAAGCUCAAGGCAGAAGUGAAAUGGGAGACAAUGGCUCAUAGAGGGGGUGAGGUUCCUAGACUGGUGGCCAUGGAAGGUGAAAUUGCCGAAGAUGGGAGUUAUCCGGUGUAUCGAUUUCCUUCGGACGGGCACCCACCAAUGUUACCAUUUUCUCCAACAGUUGCUCUUAUCCGUGAACAUGUUCAAAAGGUGCUUAAACACCCUGUGAAUCACGUCCUUAUUCAGUUCUAUCGCAAUGGAAAGGAUGCUAUAUCCGACCACUCUGAUAAGACUAUUGACGUUGUUCGCGGGUCUAGCAUCGUCAACGUCUCACUCGGUGCCCAGCGUACUAUGACACUUCGAUUGAAGAAAGAUAAAGCCGACGUGGAUGACCCAGUCCAGCACCAGUUAGAUUCAACACCUGAUGAUGCUCCACGUCAAUCCGUCUCCACUUUCGGUGUACCACGAGUGACACAGCGUAUCCCACUGCCUCACAAUUCUAUGUUUGUCAUGAGUUUAGAGACCAACGCCAAAUGGCUGCAUGGGAUAAACCCUGACAAUCGUCCACUACAUAUCAAGUCUCUCGAAGAGCGUGCCGAAGACGGUGCUCGAAUCAGCCUCACAUUUCGCCAUAUCGCUACGUUUAUAUCCAAAGACCAAUCGCUUAUCUGGGGCCAAGGAGCGACAGGGAAAACGAAGGAUCAAGCGAAAAAAGUUGUAUAUAAGAGUGAAGAAGCAAAAAAAUUGCUGAUGGAAUUUGGCAAUGAAAACCAAAGAAACGAUUUCAAAUGGGAUGCUGCUUAUGGAAAGGGGUUCGAUCUUUUGGACCUCUUAGAUAGAAAUGCUGCCUAG
Messenger RNA from Psilocybe cubensis, 966 nucleotides. RefSeq lists its product as uncharacterized. The record is from RefSeq and is a predicted model, not a curated record. NCBI's taxonomy places the organism in Eukaryota, Fungi, Basidiomycota, Agaricomycetes, Agaricales, Agrocybaceae. The transcript has 4 exons. Gene Ontology annotation, cellular component: nucleus. Gene Ontology annotation, molecular function: dioxygenase activity. Gene Ontology annotation, biological process: DNA repair; DNA alkylation repair. The coding region runs from base 1 to 966 and encodes 321 amino acids.